CCGGAAGUGACGUGAAGGCUGGGCCGGAUGUUACACUGCAAAGCCGCCCCCGUUUCUAUGAGUGAUGGCGGUGGAUGUCCGCUCCAGGGCCAAGCGCUACGAGAAGCUCGACUUUCUGGGAGAGGGACAGUUUGCCACAGUAUAUAAGGCAAAGGACAAGAACACAGACAACAUUGUUGCAAUAAAGAAGAUUAAGGUUGGUCACAGAUCAGAAGCUAAAGAUGGAAUUAAUAGAACAGCUCUUCGAGAAAUCAAGUUACUACAGGAACUCAGCCACCCAAAUAUUAUAGGACUUCUUGAUGCUUUUGGCCACAAGUCCAACAUCAGUCUUGUGUUUGACUUUAUGGAGACUGAUUUAGAGGUAAUAAUAAAAGAUACCAGCCUUGUGCUGACUCCUGCUAACAUAAAAGCAUAUACAUUAAUGACACUCCAGGGUCUUGAAUAUCUUCAUUUACACUGGAUUCUACAUAGGGAUAUGAAGCCCAACAACUUAUUAGUGGAUGAGAAUGGAAUCCUUAAACUUGCUGAUUUUGGUUUGGCCAAGUCAUUUGGAAGUCCCAAUAGAGUGUAUACACAUCAGGUAGUAACAAGAUGGUACAGAUCACCAGAGUUGUUAUUUGGAGCCAGGAUGUAUGGAGUUGGAGUAGAUAUGUGGGCAGUUGGUUGUAUAUUAGCUGAGUUACUACUUAGGACACCGUUUUUACCUGGAGAUUCAGAUCUAGAUCAGCUGACAAAAAUAUUUGAAGCUUUAGGUACUCCAACAGAAGAACAAUGGCCUGGAAUGACCAGCCUUCCAGACUAUAUCUCAUUUAAAAGCUUUCCUGGAACUCCACUUGAGCAUAUAUUCAGUGCUGCUGGGGAUGACCUACUGGAAUUGCUACAAGACUUGUUUACAUUUAAUCCCUGCGCAAGAGUAACAGCUACCCAGGCACUGAAAAAGAGGUAUUUUAGUAACCGUCCUGGACCAACAGCAGGGCCGCAACUGCCCCGACCCAACUGCUCAACGGAAGUCUUAAAAGAGCAAGAGGCUAAGACAGGUUUCAAGCGUAAACGAACUGAAAACAUGGAGCAAGCUGCUGAUACUGGACAGAAAUGGAGCCAACAUAUGUGAUAAAAGUUAAUAUUACAGUUACUUAUUGUAACACAAAGAUUUAGCUGCUGUGUACAAAGUGGAGUUGUGUUCAAGAGUCCCGAUUGUGUACUUAAAUAAUGAUGUCUCAGUAAUUUUUCAAUAAACGUUUAAAAAAAAUGGACAUUUGCUCAUCCUGUUGCAUAUGUUGCAAUCAAAUAACUUUUUAUACAGAUUUUGAAUAGAGAACUCUACUUUUACAUAGCUUAAAAGGCACUUGACUGAUGUGAAUAAUGGCUACUGUGGUAAUAUACUGCAGGAUGUUUGGGGCCUAUAAAACCAUUUCUCACCUUCAAAAGAGAAUUAAAAAUCUUAAGCAUGAACUACCACUAGAGAAGCAUGGUGUUCUGGUGUCUAACUUGUAUACUUGCCUUAGAAAGAUUAAUAUAUAAAGAUCUGUGAUACAUGUAUUGUUUGUAAUAUUUUUCGGUUUGGAUUUCAUUCAAGUGCAAAUCACUCAAUUUCCUAACUCUCAUCUUCAUGGUGCUUUUCAUUCCAACUUAACUUUGACUCCUUUUCAACAUUAUUAAUAAUCUACUUCCCUGUUUCAUUAUUACAUAGAGACCUCUUUUUUCCUCAUCCACUUGUUUCUUGUCUGUCUCCAUCAUUCCUUGGCUCAUUGCUGGAACUCACCUCUGAGUCAGGAGGUGGUGAUUAAGCCCCACUUGAGCAUAAAAUCUAGGCUGGCACUUCAGUGCAAUAAUGAGGGAAUUUUGCACUGUUGUAAGUACUGUCUUUUGUAUCAGACAGCCCCUCAGGUGGCGAUAAAUAUCCAAUGACGCUAUAUGAAGAAAAGGAGAUGAUGUCACCCAGUUUCCUGGGGAACAGUUAUCCCUCAACCAAUGCUUAUUUAUCUCAUUGCUGUUCUUAGGACCUUGCUGUCUGCAAAUUGAUUGGCAUUUAACAGUGACUACAAUUCAAAAGUGUUUCAGUGGUAGCAAAGUGCUUUGGCAUGUUGAGGGCUUGAAAAAUGCUAUAUGGAAGUUUGUUCUUUAUUAUUAAUCAUUCUUUGGGAUGUGGGCAUCUCUAGCAAGGCCAACAUUUAAUGCCCAUUUCUAAUUGCCCUUCAGAAAGUUGAUAUGGCAUUCUUGAGCUGCUUUGGUCCCUGCGACACAGGUGUCCCCAUUAAGCUGUUAGGUACUUGGUUCUAAGAUUUUUACCUAGUGAAAAAUGAAUGUCCAAGUCAGGAUGCAUGUGUCUUGAGGGGACCUUAGAUGUAAUGAUAUUCCCAUGCAUCUGCUGCCCUUCAUCUAGGUGGUGAAAGUCACAGAUUUGGAAAGUGUUGCCCAAGUUGCUUUGGCUACAGUGCAUCCUGUAGAUGGUACACACUGCAGCCAUAGGAUGCUGAUAGUGGAGGAGAGAGUGAAUGUUGAAUAAGGUGCCGAUCAAGCCAGCCGUUUUUCUCUUGCUGGUGUCAAACUUCAUGGCUGUUGUCAGAGCUGCACCUAUUCAGACAAGUGGAGAGUUAUCCUGACUUGAACCUUGAAGGUGGUGGGCCACUGGACCAGGACGCACUUAUGAAUGGUGGAGGAGUCUGGAAUGUGGACUGAUUUGGUAUGAUUCUUGUAAGUAUGUCACUUUCUCAUCUUUAGCUUGACUAGUCUGUGGGACAACUCUCCUAAUUUUGGCACCAGUCUCCCCAGAUGUUAGUGUGGAGGGCUUUGCAGGAUCAAGCAAGCAAGAUUGCAGUGAUCUGUCUAGUUUAAUUCUUGUUUUCCUUUCUAGCAGUUUGAUCUUGCUAGGCCACCAGAGGGCAGUUAAGGGUCAACCACUUUAAUGUGGGCCUGGAAUCACAUGUAAGCCAGACCAGAUAAAUUUGGCAGGUUUCCUUCACUGAAGGACAUCAGUGAACCGGUUGUUUUAUUGGCAACCCAACAACUUGAUAGUCAUUUUAUUUUAAAACUGAAUUCAAAUUCUCCAGCUGCCAUAGUGGGAUUUGAACCUUAUACUCCCUGGAUUAUUAGUUGGCCUCUUUUUUUCCUAGCUGUCUACUACAGUUGUACUAGCUGUGUAUUUUAACUUCUCUUUAUUACCAGCUAUCUUGUGCCUUUGUCAGAAAACCUUUAUUUUCCAUCUUUCUCUCAACAGUUGGCUGCCUCUCAUCUAUUUCCUUCUCUCCCUUAUCUUCUCUGUAGCUGACAAAUGGAAACAGGUCUGAUGCUGAGUACAGGAUUUGACGACCAUUUCACCUGACCUCAGGCCACUAUCAAACAACAACUUGGUCUGUCUCCAUUAUAUCAAAUUUCAAAUGAGCAGUACAAGUAUUUAAAAAAUAUUGUUUUAUAGAAAAGAACACAACCAGCUAACUGUAAGAAAUUAUGCAACUCUGGGCCAAACUAUAGAUACAGUGCACUACGACCUGAUUAUUUUCUACAAUUUUGCUGAAUAUUGAAAAGCUGAAUCAAUACAAAAACCAUUUUUCUUAAAAUGCUGUAUAAAAUUCUAGUUUUAUUUCUGAUGGCUCUUAAAAUUUUAUUUUAUGGUCUUUUGUUGGAUUUUUCCAAUGUCUUUAUUUUGUGUAUGUGUUACUUCGUGCUGGCUAACGGAAGUGGUCCUCACCUCUAAAUCUGGAUACUUUGUCAUGUUGUGCUCCAUCCAGUUUUAGUCCAGCACCUUGGUAUUGUAGGGAUUGAAAGAUGUGCUGAAACCUCUUGGUACUGAGAAACAUUCUUACUACUUCAGCAGGUGGGUUUUCAUGAAGUUCAAUUCUCCAGAACUGAAACUUGAAUUAAUUCAAGGAAAAAGUGAAAAAUGAGGAAUUUUCUAAAGGAAAAGCCAUAAAUAGAUUGCCAAUGGAAAAAUGCAAAAAAAAAUCAACUCGUACAUUUUUAUUACAAAUGUAUUUCUACCUCAUGAGUAAUAUUGCUAUACAAACAUUGAUAAUUCCAUGUGCAGUGUUCGAUUUGAAUAAAUGUUAUGUU
Messenger RNA from Carcharodon carcharias (great white shark), 4050 nucleotides. RefSeq names its product cyclin-dependent kinase 7 (gene cdk7). Gene Ontology annotation, cellular component: transcription factor TFIIH holo complex; transcription factor TFIIK complex; nucleus. Lineage: Eukaryota; Metazoa; Chordata; Chondrichthyes; Lamniformes; Lamnidae. The transcript is spliced from 12 exons. Gene Ontology annotation, molecular function: RNA polymerase II CTD heptapeptide repeat kinase activity; ATP binding; cyclin-dependent protein serine/threonine kinase activity. The record is from RefSeq and is a predicted model, not a curated record. Gene Ontology annotation, biological process: protein phosphorylation; positive regulation of transcription by RNA polymerase II. Bases 65 to 1111 code for a protein of 348 amino acids.